AUGUCGAAACUUUUCAUCAGAUCUUUGUCGUGGAACACCGACGACCACAGCCUCAGAACCAAGUUCGAGGAGUUUGGCGUCGUUGAAGAAGCCGUUGUCGUCAAGGACCGUGAGACUGGCAGGUCCCGUGGGUUUGGCUUCGUCAAGUACACCAACGAAGAUGACGCCAACGCGGCCAUCAACGCCAUGAACGACGCCGACUUUGACGGCCGUAGAAUCAGCGUCGUCGUCGCCGAAGACCGCCGUGGAGGAGGUGGUGGUGGCGGUGGAGGAUACAACAACCGUGGCGGUGGUGGCGGGUAUGGCAACAACCAGGGCGGUGGUGGAGGCUAUGGCGGUAACCAGGGUGGCUACGGCGGUGGCGGAUACGGAGGAAGCGGCGGAUACUAA
This is a messenger RNA of Morchella sextelata, 390 nucleotides long. RefSeq lists its product as uncharacterized. The coding region runs from base 1 to 390 and encodes 129 amino acids. The record is from RefSeq and is a predicted model, not a curated record. The transcript is spliced from 5 exons. NCBI's taxonomy places the organism in Eukaryota, Fungi, Ascomycota, Pezizomycetes, Pezizales, Morchellaceae. Gene Ontology annotation, molecular function: RNA binding.